GGCAACACUAUUAUGUUUUAUUAUUUCGAUUUUGGGUUAAAAAAAUAACAUCUAUGAUAUUCUAUGUAUUAUAGCAUAUCUAAAGUAAACUAUGAAAAUUAUACUCAUAACUUAAAAUUCAUAUCAGUAUUGUACUAUCUUGAUUAUUACGUAACGUUAUGCUAAGAUUUUUUGGAAGUACUGGAAUUUUGUGAUGUAGUUAUGCGUGUAUUACGACCACUAACGACUAUAUUUAGAAAAACUGUUCUGUCGAAUAAAAGCUUUCAGUUGCGACACCCUUUUACCACUGCGCUGGUUUGGAGAGCCAUGGAAGACAAGGAGUCGAUAAAGAAAAGAUUAACUCCACUCCAAUAUCAUGUCACACAGGAAGCAGGAACUGAGAGACCUUAUACUGGUCGUUUCAAUAAAUUUUAUGAGGAAGGCCUAUAUGUGUGUAUAGUUUGUAGACAGGAAUUAUUUACAUCAAAAUCAAAAUAUGAUUCUGGAUGUGGUUGGCCAGCAUUCAAUGAUGUUCUAGCUAAGGAAAAAGUGACAUUACAUCAGGAUACCAGUGCCGUUGGGGCAAAUAUAUUACUGGUUUUAACACGACCAGGUAUGGUGCGAACUGAGGUGCGAUGCUCCAAGUGCUCAGCUCACCUUGGACACGUGUUCAAUGACGGGCCGGCACCCACCAAGAAACGUUUUUGUAUUAAUUCGGCAUCUAUGGACUUCAUACCGGCGGAGGAGAGAAACGAUUAGAAGUUUCUUAUGUAAAGAAUUGUCUACACAAAUUGUACUUAACUCAAUGUUUUCAGUACCUAUUUACAAUGUAUACUAUUUAUUUAUAACGAAUAAGAGGGGUGACUUAAUAAAUAUUUUUGCUCCCAUACUAAUUGUGCAAGGAGUUAUUUUUAACUAUAUAUGUAUUUAAUUUAGGCUACAAUUUGUUAUUUUGCAUAAUGUAACAUUGGUUACCACAUUGAAGUCAUAAAUAUAAUUCCUUAAAUAUUGUUUAUGUUAGUAUCUUUGUAAGUACAAAGAUGUGUAAUACCUACCUACUGAUUAUGGCUUGUGACUAACAAUAAAUAUUUUUGUAAAUAA
Pieris rapae (cabbage white) is the source of this 1080-nucleotide messenger RNA. It is a transcript of the gene SelR, whose product is annotated as methionine-R-sulfoxide reductase B1. Gene Ontology annotation, cellular component: cytoplasm. Bases 202 to 738 code for a protein of 178 amino acids. Gene Ontology annotation, molecular function: peptide-methionine (R)-S-oxide reductase activity. Gene Ontology annotation, biological process: response to oxidative stress; protein repair. Lineage: Eukaryota; Metazoa; Arthropoda; Insecta; Lepidoptera; Pieridae. The transcript has 4 exons. The record is from RefSeq and is a predicted model, not a curated record.